AUGGCCAACAAAGACCUGCUAGACUUUGCACAGACGGCCAUAAGCCAGGUUGCAAAAAUUGCCAUCAAUUUAGGAAUCUCUCUUGUGAACCCGACGUGCGCUUCUCUUGGAACGGAACUGUGGCUGGUGGUUGACCAUCUCGGCUCUAUUGAUCCAAACGACUACGAUGAACUGAAGUUGCACAUCUUCAAACUGGUCAAGCAUGUUGAGAGGAUAUGUAGCUGGCCAAAGCGGCUCUCAACAGACCCAGCGUACGGAUAUCCAAUGUUGGAGGCCGUCGCAGAGAAGCAAGAAGGCUCGCGAGAAUAUACAACAGUCAAGAGGAAAAUCGAACAAGCAAUUGGAAACCUCGUAUCGAAUGAUAGGAAUGGUACCGAGUCUAUAUGCCGCCUAAGAAGAAUCGUACUGCGAGCAAACGAAAUGGGGCGUGAGGUCGAUGAAGAGGUGUUAACGAAGCCUCGAAAGGAUAGACCGGUGGAUCCUCAUCCUCGUGAAAUCCACGCAAAGGCUUUUCAUGUUCUACGAAGUCAUAUGUGUUGCACAUGUGAUGGUUCAACCCAGGGGGGCUUUAGUCACUUGGCGAGAUUGAUGUUGCAGCCAGUGCUGCAAAACACAAACGACUACGGGCAAGUUCAGUUUGACAUGCUCUUUUCACGCAGUACUAAAUGGGGAGAGCAAUUCAACCGCUGGCAAGAUGUAGAGCUGCUCGUUUCACAGCCCCCAAAGAGGCAAAAGAGUUCAAGCAGACCAGCUAAAAGCACACGAUUCUCCAAGAGCGAUGAAGAUCCCCGACGACUUCCACGCGCAGAAGAUGCUAUUGAGGUUGUUGGCCAAGGGGACUUUUGUAGCCUCAUAAAGUCGGAUACCAGCUCCCGCGUCCGUUUGGCAGUCCAAGACGAAAAGCUUCAGAGAUAUAGACCAUCUUUACUAAAGCAAAUGGUUCAGCACCUUCCAGGCAUCUCGCUCGCCAAUAUUCUCGAGAACUAUCAUCUUUCAGCCAAGAUGAAAACUGCGCUCGCAUAUAUACUUGCCCACUCCGUCUGGCAGUACUACGACACCGAUUGGAUGACAACUACAUGGACGAGUGAGACUAUCCAAUUCAUCUGGGAGAGUAAAGAUAGCUUUUCUGGUCAUCAAGGUCUCUUAUUCCCAUCCAAGCCUUAUCUCUGUGUUCAAUUCGACAACGAGGAUUCCAGUUUCAACGAGUAUAGCACCGUGAAGGAUGAGAUACAUUAUUACCCAAGGAUCCGCACGUUGGGAAUUAUGCUGGUCGAAAUUGGCAUUGGGUCGCCACUUCCUAAGCAAGAUCGCGAGCAUCAAGUACAGUCAUUAGCGGCUACCACCAAUCAAUAUUUGACGCAGGCUAUUCGGUGCCUGAAUGACGGGAAACUCUGGGAGAACUUUGAGUUCUCUGACUACCAUGAUGCUGUCAAAGACUGCUUGGAUCCCAAAAUGUUUACUCUUUAUGGAGAAGCAGAAGAAACUCAGCAAGGUCUAAGACAGCGGAGGGAUGUGUUGUAUAAAAAGGUUGUCUCUCGACUGAAAGACCUCCUGGAAGGGACGAAGUGGAUGGAACAACUAAUCAACAAUAGAAUUGACCCUCUGAAUACUUCCUUCCAAAAAUCGACUGUUCAGCAGGUUAAACAACAUUCUUCUAAUGACGGCCUUUGGGGGCAAAAAGAUAACAAUAAAGCCAAGAAAACCCGCGCAAAAGAUGAUAAGGAUGAGAAAGAGGCCAUGAAGUGGCUCUCGCGCAUGCAAAAGCUGAGUGGGAUCCUGUCAGCUGCCCCAGGACAUUCCACCAGACGUGUUCGGAUUGCUAUUCUGGACACCGGUUGCGACAAUGACUCCCCAUUCUUUCAUCUUCCAUCCAAUAUUUCUCGUCUCAAAGGAUGGAAAGACUAUGUUGAUGGGUCUGAGGAGUGGGUGGAUAAACACGGGCAUGGAACCCAUCUGGUCUCUCUUAUCAUGGACAUUGCGAUAGAUGCCGAUGUAUAUAUAGCACGUAUCGCAGCAGAUGCCACUGAACUCUCGACUGCAAGCGAAAAUGUUACAAAGGCCAUCGCCUGGGCGAGUAAGGAGUGGAAAGCCGACAUAAUCACAAUGUCAUUCGGAUACACUGAGGAGAAGCAGUGUAUCAGCCAUGCUAUACUCGAUGCGUUAAAUGACGAUCACGGAUCCAAACUCUUCUUCGCAGCUGCUUCAAACUCUGGAUCAAACCAAGUGGAGAUGUUUCCUGCUCGCCAUGACUCAGUGAUAUCUAUCCGCGCCACCAAUGCGGAUGGUCAAUAUGAAAGCUUUAACCCACCUCGGAGCGAGAACGACACCGUUACAUUUGGAACCCUGGGCUUGAAGGUUCCGGGCGCAUGGUUGAGCGACCAUAUCGGCAAAAAGUGUCAGACGGGCACCUCUGUUGCGACCGCAAUAGCGGCAGCCACAGCAGCCCUUUUAAUAGGAUACAUCAACAGAAUAGAAGUCGGUGCUUCUUCGAAAUUCAUAUUGCAGAACGUGAAGAGGAAGAUACGUACAUAUCGGGGAAUGCUAGCCUUGUUCAAAGCUCUCUCUACUGAGACCCUGUAUCAGCACUCUUUGUAUCUGACACCAUGGCAACUACUGGACAAAUCAGACGAUGAACGAUGGAUAAAGAUUGCGGCGGCAGUAGCAGAUGUUUAGGACAUUAUGAGUAACUAAAGAAACUAGACCCAAAAAAAAAAAAGAUAACAUCAGUCAUUCCAUGCUGUGCGUAUGACUAUCAAGCCGGUCUGUAUGGCCAUCCGCCAGUUGUCCUUACACGUCAACCGCUGAUAUGCAUGCUAUCCUGUGCUCGCCUUCUAUAAGUUCCACCUGCUCAAUCUCAACCCCCCCGAGGCUUGAAGGUGAUAGAUUGUUUACUCCCGCUGCACACACUGUAACUUGUCCUUUAAUUUCGUCGUCUGCAUCCUCUCCAUCGGAUUCAGAACAAGAUUCCGAAUCGUCUUUGCUGAGAUACGCCGCAUUGUGUCGAAACUCAUCAUAUUCGACUCUUGUCCCCCUCCAACCCUUGACCUCGAUCUUAAGAAGUUGAUAUGCAAAUACAAUAUCAUCUACCGUCUUCCAUGUAUCGCCCUGUUCGGUGGUAGAGGAGCUGGUGGUGCCUGUCCCGAGCCCUACGUCACCUGCAGGCGUGAGGAUACCUCCAAUGGCGCUCACCUCGCCGGCCUUAGUCCUUGCCGUUUGCUGAACAGCGGCAAAGCCCUUGGCGACCAUCAAACCAGUGACCAUGUAAACCGAAUGCCGGAAGCCAGGUAUAUUACUGGCCUUGAUAACUGCUUGAACGCGCGGCGCUCUGAGGCGUGCCUCGAUUACUUCCAGACUGGGGUCGGUGACAAAAUAAGUCGUUUCAAGAGCCCUCAUUGUAUAGGUUGUUUGCAUGUUGACACUCCGCCCACCAGAUACUUUCGCGGAGAUGGUCUGUAGGAAUUGAGACCAUAUAGCCAUCGAAAAUUCACAGCUAGCACCCCGAACUGUACUACGAUCCUGAUCGGCAAUGGUUUCGACUCGAGGAUAAUCUGUCUCCAACGUCUCCUCCCCGACGGUAGUCAGCGCGCGAUGCGGCCGCAGCGGGUCUGCAAUGAUAUUGCCCAAGGCUAUUGGACCUGUACCAGGCUUGAAACGAAAGCUGGGUGCAAGGAAAUAAGUAGGCUGCUGGGCCAUGCCGUGAAUCGAAGUCGUCACGACACGACGAACUUGUUUAUAUAAAAUUUCGGGCUUGCCCUCGCGAUGAGCAAAGGUCGAAAUGUGUUAUUAAUGUACC
This is a messenger RNA of Trichoderma atroviride IMI 206040, 3793 nucleotides long. RefSeq lists its product as uncharacterized. The record is from RefSeq and is a predicted model, not a curated record. NCBI's taxonomy places the organism in Eukaryota, Fungi, Ascomycota, Sordariomycetes, Hypocreales, Hypocreaceae. Gene Ontology annotation, biological process: proteolysis. Gene Ontology annotation, molecular function: serine-type endopeptidase activity.